AUGAAUCGCAGUCAAAGCAGCCCGCUUAAAAGGGUCUGGCUCUCUACCUUAACUGAGACCAUGCCGCUAACCCCUCUCGACUACACGGCGCCGCAGAAUUACAUCGUCCGCUUGUUUGGUUUUCAUUUCCCAAAUUAUCGGGAACUUGACCGGAUAGCUACAGUGGCUUACCUCAAGGACCAUCUUGCCCACACAAUCUCGCUGAUGCCCUUUCUGGGUGGUCAAAUCAUCCACACGGAAGCUGAACAGCUGCCCAGGAUGGUCUACUCAAAGAUGGGGACCUCCUGCAACUUGGCUCAGUUCCCAGGUGAAGUGUUCGACUCCCAAAACAUCGACAUAUCGUACCCGCACUUGCCUCAGCCGUUUUGGGAACUCCUGAGAUUGGGC
This is a messenger RNA of Chaetomium strumarium, 387 nucleotides long. RefSeq lists its product as uncharacterized. The transcript has a single exon. The record is from RefSeq and is a predicted model, not a curated record. The annotation marks the transcript as partial. Lineage: Eukaryota; Fungi; Ascomycota; Sordariomycetes; Sordariales; Chaetomiaceae.